AGAGAGAGAGAAGCAGCCGAGGAAGGGAGAAGGACCUCAGUGUCUGGUAUCGGCGUUAUCCUCCAACAGAGUCGUGACGGUGAGAAUCUUCCAGAGUCGGAAGCCUCGUCUGUUCGGAUCUGGCUGUAUUUUUAUUCUUUUAUUUUCUGGAGGGGGACUGGUUGCAGUUUGCUGGAGGGGGGGGCGUCGGGUCACAGAUCUCCGGGGUUAUGAGUCGUCCGACACCGCGUCGGUGCGUCGCUGUCCAGGGUCCUGAGUGAGACGGAGGAGCGGCCGCGGAGCCUGAUACAACCCCGGUGAGGAGGAGAAGGUGGAGGAGUCCUUUGCAGCAAUCGCGGCUCUCAGUUUUGUAAUGCAUUGACAGUGGAGCAGCGGGAAAUGAGCCGGAGAGACACCUGAGUGAGUUGACAAAGCUCAGGAGCCAUGGAGUUAAGGGUGGGAAAUAAAUACCGCCUCGGGAGGAAGAUAGGGAGUGGAUCCUUUGGAGAUAUUUAUCUUGGUUCUAACAUAGCUACAGGAGAAGAAGUGGCCAUUAAGUUGGAAUGUGUGAAGACCAAACAUCCACAGCUCCACAUUGAGAGCAAGUUUUACAAGAUGAUGCAGGGCGGAGUGGGAAUCCCAUCUAUUAAGUGGUGUGGAGCUGAAGGCGAUUACAAUGUUAUGGUCAUGGAGCUGCUGGGCCCCAGUCUUGAGGAUCUAUUCAACUUCUGCUCCCGCAAGUUCAGCCUCAAGACAGUCCUGUUGCUGGCCGAUCAGAUGAUCAGCAGGAUCGAAUACAUCCAUUCCAAGAACUUUAUCCACAGAGAUGUGAAGCCUGACAACUUCCUGAUGGGGCUAGGAAAGAAGGGCAACUUGGUCUACAUUAUCGACUUCGGCCUGGCCAAGAAAUACCGCGAUGCCCGAACGCACCAGCACAUCCCCUACCGUGAAAACAAGAACCUCACUGGCACAGCCCGCUACGCCUCCAUCAACACCCAUCUGGGAAUCGAACAGUCGAGGCGGGAUGACCUGGAAUCUCUGGGCUAUGUUUUGAUGUACUUCAAUUUAGGCUCUCUGCCAUGGCAAGGGCUCAAGGCCGCCACCAAGAGGCAGAAAUAUGAACGAAUCAGUGAAAAGAAAAUGUCCACUCCCAUUGAGGUGCUCUGCAAAGGAUACCCCUCGGAGUUUUCCACCUACCUGAACUUCUGUCGCUCCUUGAGAUUUGAUGACAAGCCAGACUACUCGUACCUGAGGCAGCUCUUCAGGAACCUUUUCCACAGACAAGGCUUCUCUUACGACUAUGUCUUCGACUGGAACAUGCUGAAGUUUGGAGCCAGCAGAACAGCGGAGGAUGGAGACAGGGAGAGGAGGGAUGGCAAAGAGGGUGAGGAGCGAGCAGGAGGUGGUCAAAGAGGAGCUGGCGGUCGAGCUUUGCCGCCAGGUCCAAAUCCUUCAGCAGCCAACAGGGUCCGGAACGAGGUGGAUGCCCCUCCUGCUAACCCGGCCACCCGCGGGGUCCAGCAGUCAGGUAACCGUUCUCCUCAGGCAGGAAGAGCAGAACGAGCCGAGAGAGAGCGGAAGGUGGCCAUGAGGCUUCACCGCGGAGCUCCGGCAAACAUCUCCUCCUCUGACCUCACUGCACGCCUCGACCAAUCACGUAUCACUGCAUCACAGGUCAGUGUGCCAUUUGAACAUUUGGCAAAGUGAGAUCCUCCUGGACGGCCUGCAGGUCCGUGGCAGAAGCUGCAAGGUAUCAAAUACCCCUUACUUUUCAAAUGGAUGAAUAAAAAUAUGAGUGAGUGGAGCAGGAGAAGAGGAAGAGUGCAGGCCCUUAAAAAGGGGGGGUACCUGGGGGCGUCCGUGUGUCUGUCGGUAUGCUGUGUGAACUCCAGGAGGGGCUGCAAGAACACUGAAAUGAUGGAAACCAGUAAGACAAACAAGCAAACAAACACAUCAAGUCUUGGCUGGAACUGGUUGCUUUUUUGGUGGGGUGAAGCCGUAUGGGAGGAAAAGGGGUGCAACAACGUACAGGCAUCACCCUCCCCCUCCCCCCUUUUCUACUCAUAUUCACCUGCACAUCAAUUCAGAGGCUCGAUUUGCAAAAAAGACAAACAUCAAAGUGCACAAAAUGGACUAAAUUUCAGUUAUUCUGUGGUUUACACUUGUGAUUGAAUAAAAAAGCUAUAAAUCUGCUAAUGUUUGAGAGCUACAUCCACUGCUAAUGGUGUUCUAAAUGAUAAAUAAAUAUGUAACAAAAAAACUCAGUUCUUAAAACAGUUCAGGCCUUCAACAGAGGAGAAAGGAGAAUCCUUGAGAAAAAAAGAAUUAGAUGGAGGGAAUGAAUAUGUGAGAGUGAUUUUGUGGAUGAGAGCGAGGCUGCUUUUCGUCAAUAAAUGUCAGUGUCUGUAUGUUAUUGUCCUAAGUGUUUCUUUGGCUUCAGCUUUGCUUUGGAGAAUCUGAGGAAAGGUGGAUUGGAUAAGAGUGGACUGUUUUAGCAUAGCUCAUCAGGAGCUGCUGAUGAAUUUGAGCAGAAGAUCUGUUCCCCGAUGAGAUGGCUUUUAAGUAGAAAAAUAGAAAGCUGCUCCUUGUCAGCAUGCUUGUUACAGUCUUAUCUGGGAGAGACUGACAAGAAAAAUACACGCUUGUUGAAUUGUUACUUGUUGAAUAAGCAGGAAGACGAAGACUUAGAGGUAGAGCUAUGAGGAUUGUAUGAUAUGAUAAAGCCUUGGCUUGUAACCCCAGAUCAUGAAAAUCUCAGAGAGAAGAGUCAUUAACUCUUUACCUCCUGAGAGCCCUGGCACAAAAAGUGCAAUAGAAGUUUUUGCCAAUAACCUUUAGAGUCUGCCAAACAAAGAGGUAUUUGUUUUGGUUUUCUCUAUGGCAGGCAAUGACAGAAAGGUUCUUGGUAAUAUUA
Messenger RNA from Sphaeramia orbicularis (orbiculate cardinalfish), 2893 nucleotides. It is a transcript of the gene csnk1e, whose product is annotated as casein kinase 1, epsilon. NCBI's taxonomy places the organism in Eukaryota, Metazoa, Chordata, Actinopteri, Kurtiformes, Apogonidae. Gene Ontology annotation, molecular function: ATP binding; protein kinase activity. The coding region runs from base 424 to 1686 and encodes 420 amino acids. The record is from RefSeq and is a predicted model, not a curated record. Gene Ontology annotation, biological process: protein phosphorylation. The transcript has 12 exons.